UACUUCCGCAUGGCGUGGGUGCUGCGAUAAUUCCUCUGUGAUCAAGUUCGAGUUUUCUAUGCUCAGUUCUCAAGAUCUGAAGACAUUUUGUACCUUAACACAUAAGAGAAAAGAAAACAACUGAAAGAAAAGGACGAUUGUAACAGUUAAAAAAACACAAGAUGGGACGUCUACCCCAUGGACAGAAGACGGCUCACGUUGAUGCCAGCUAUGGACCUGACGCAGACAUCAUGAAGUUCUUCUCAACUUCCUAUGCUUCGUCUCAUGGCAAAGAUGGUUUCACUCCAAGAACUGGGAAACAUGUCGGGACUGGAUACCAGUCUAAUUUCCGUCCAGGGGUAUACUACAGCCAUCGAAUUGACGUCCUUGAUAACCCAGCCAUGGAGAAACUUCUACGCAAGAACUACACGUCCAUCACGAAGAUGCACUUCAACCCAGCUGAAGAUUCCGAUGGGCGUGACCCCCUGUCUUCUAAUCUGACCCAGGUCGGCAGUGGCUUCACAAGACAGGAUCCCAUCACAACACCAACAUUCAACAAUGUGCGGCAUGUUUGUGUCGAUACACGUAACCAUGGUAUGGGCCCAGCGAUCAGCGGUGUCCUUCCUAAGCACCGACCACUCCUCCACAAGCUUCGAUCUAAGGAUCCUGUUGCAGCAGAACACGCAGCUCAUGGGCCAGGGUUCAUGUCCACAGAAUCCAAAGUCCGCUACCAGGGAAAGCCAAGUGUGCGCCUCGAUACAUCAACCAAGACAGUUGGAAAGAAGGAAGGGUCUGGUUACACACACGCCUACAAUGUUGAACCAAUCAAAUUCCAUCCAGGCUCCUCGCACUCCAAUCAGUAUCCAGGUUUCUACACAGAUCGCCCGACUGGUACGAGUCAUAUGAAAACUGCAUAUUUGCCAUCCAAGUUCAUGCAGGGCGAUGAGAAGCUUCCAAUUGUUGCCAAUCGAUCAGACAGAGAGACAGGGUUCACACAUGAGAAAGCCAAACCCCUCUACGUCAACAGGGUCAUGAGAGAUGCGUACACAACCAACGAGCAAGUACCCGGUGCUGUUGAGAACAGAAUGAGGAAGAGUGACCCAGCGGAGUAUCUCAACAUGACAAACCCCGAUAAUCACUCCUCUAUCACCUCUAAGAGUUUCCUUGGACAGCAGAGGCCCUCGCUGAGUGAACAUGAACGACUCGGGAGAUACUACGUUGGAAAUAAGGAGCUGUCUGGUUACAGCGAUAACAACGACAAGCCGCAAGUACAGAUUCCCAUCGAGCCAAUGCGAUGGAUCACACAUUACGACACAAAAUUCUACAACAUGAAUCCAAAAGGCAAAGCUAGGGCCGGACGCACAUUUGGUAAUGUGAUGGACCAGCUACCCGAUGGGUUUACCAAGAGUACAUCCGUGCACUCAUAUGGUCCAGAUAUAGACUCCACAGCUCAGCUAAGAACUCUCCAUCCAUACGUGGCGAGGAGUAUCAAGGCCAGGGAUGUCUACUAUGACGACCACACUCACGAUACUAAGAAACACGUCAACUUCGGCUUGCCUCAAGUCUUGGCUAGUGUGUAGUGUCAUCCAACCCAUCAACCUGCCGUCGAUUUCACCAAACUCUUCCUAACUUAAGAUUGAUCUUAGGGCUUAGGACGAGUCCCAACCCUGCG
This is a messenger RNA of Asterias rubens (European starfish), 1651 nucleotides long. RefSeq names its product protein phosphatase 1 regulatory subunit 32-like. Gene Ontology annotation, molecular function: phosphatase binding. The record is from RefSeq and is a predicted model, not a curated record. The transcript has 12 exons. NCBI's taxonomy places the organism in Eukaryota, Metazoa, Echinodermata, Asteroidea, Forcipulatida, Asteriidae. The coding region runs from base 162 to 1559 and encodes 465 amino acids.